AUGAGUUUAAAAUCUAGUGAUUAUAGAAUAUUAGAUAUAGUUUGGAGAUCAGUAACUGAAUUAUUGCAAAAUGCUAUCGGAUGGAGAUAUAAAUGUACAACUAAUAAACAAUUAGAUGGACAGGUAGUUGUAAUAACUGGUGCUAACACUGGUAUCGGCAAAGAGACGGCCAGUGAUCUGGCAAAACGUGGAGCAAAAGUAAUAAUCGGUUGUAGAGAUGAAACAAGAGCUGCAAAUGCUAUCAAAGAUAUUAAGUCAAAGAACCCAAAGGCAGACAUAACGGCAUUCAAACUGGAUUUGUCUUCACUAAAGUCUGUCCGCGAGUUUGCCCAACAAUUGAACGAAAAAUACCAGAGAAUUGAUAUACUCAUCAAUAAUGCCGGCCUUACGAUAAAUAAUCGCAAAGAAACUGAGGACGGAUUUGAAAUGAUGUUUGGAACCAAUCAUUUGGGACACUUUUUGCUAACAUUGCUUAUAUUGCCAUUACUACGUAAACCCCAGAGAGCACGGGUGGUUAAUGUGGCGUCAGUUGCUUAUGGAUUAGGAAAAAUAGAUUUCGAUGAUAUUCACGCUUCAAACAAACCGUACAAAAUGUUGUCAGUCUAUGGUCAGAGCAAAUUGGCUAAUAUAUUGUUUACCCGUGAAAUGGCCCGACGUUUGGGCACUGAUUCGUCGAUCAAUGUCUAUGCCGUACAUCCGGGUUGUGUGCGCACAGAGUUUGCCCGAAAUCUGGGAAAUCUGGAUAUUGUAAGCAAAGUGUUUUGGCUCGGGUUUGGUCACGUAUUUCUCAUAAAUGGCAAAUCCGGUGCUCAAACAUCACUCUACUGUGCCAUUGAUGAGACACUGGAUAACGAAACGGGAUUUUAUUAUGAAAAUUGUCACCGAAAUGAUGACUUGUAUAGUAAAGCCAAGGAUGACGAGACAGCCCAACGAUUGUGGGAAUUGAGCGCACAAUUAGUCAAACUUGAAGAUCAAUAUAAUUUGGCGAAAAAUCCUAAUUAUUUGAAAUAA
Messenger RNA from Oppia nitens, 1011 nucleotides. Its product is annotated as retinol dehydrogenase 12-like. The transcript is spliced from 4 exons. The record is from RefSeq and is a predicted model, not a curated record. NCBI's taxonomy places the organism in Eukaryota, Metazoa, Arthropoda, Arachnida, Sarcoptiformes, Oppiidae. Bases 1 to 1011 code for a protein of 336 amino acids.